This is a messenger RNA of Oreochromis aureus, 3066 nucleotides long. RefSeq names its product pleckstrin homology-like domain, family B, member 3 (gene phldb3). Bases 617 to 2515 code for a protein of 632 amino acids. NCBI's taxonomy places the organism in Eukaryota, Metazoa, Chordata, Actinopteri, Cichliformes, Cichlidae. The transcript is spliced from 16 exons. The record is from RefSeq and is a predicted model, not a curated record.
GGUCUGUCGAGACAAAAGGGAUACUGGUUUGUGACUACCGCUAGCCGUAACACUUUAAUUAGUCGGUAUCCGCCUUCUCUGUCGUCGCCCUCCUCCGCGUGCUUUCACCUGUUGGUGCCGACAAACCGCUCGCGCUCAUCUGUCAUUAUUUUUCUUUUUGCUGGGAAGGGACUGAAUCAAACCAGGUGAAGAUAAAACACCAGAAAAAUGCGAUAAAGUGACCCGUCGGUUUAACACAGGCAGCAGCUGGCGAGGUCAAAGUAACGCUGACAGUACCUGAAAGUGAAACGGCGUUAAAAAAAAAGUUUACUGAAGUGACGCUUCGCUGUUUUUUUUUUUAACUCUCGUGUUUUCCCCUCCGACUUAGUCCUUUGUCACUAUGCUAUGACUCGUCAGAGGACCCGCAUGUCUUGCUGAAGUUGGACCACGUUAUCAGACUCUAAUCGAUGGCCAUUGAAGCUACAGCAGAACAUACUGUUGUUUAUCACGCUUGUGUCUACACACACUGAUAGUCCUUCGCUAAGAGAGAGACCCUGAAACCCAACCACAAACCACCACGCACAGAGGAUAUUAACUCCGCUCUUUCACUUCCACUCUUCAAAGCAAGACUAUAGAAAUGCCCCAACACAAUAUGGAAAACUCCAGGAGUCAGUGGCAGCAGGGUGUGCGGCCUCCGUGGAUCACCAGAAUGACUGAAGGUCAGAGUCCCGCCUCCUCAGGGGCAGAGUCCGAUACAGAAAGUAGCUGCGCAGAGAGCGAGAAGACCUCCAUUAAAAAGUUGGAGGUGGGUUCACUGAGGGUCCUGCCAUCACCCUCCAUGCUCCAACAGCGAAUCACAGAGAUCGACCAGCAGAAGGAAGAGCUAAACAUUGAGCUGCAGCUGGAGAUUGCUUUGCUACAAGGAGAGCUGCAGACAGAGAAGGACCGGCUGCACAAACACACGCAGAAGCUGAAGGAUCUACAGCAGGAGGCCGAGCAAAGAGAGAAGCACAAACACACAGACAGACAAAAGGAACGAGAGAGUCUGGAAGAGGAGCGACGCAGGGUGGAGGAGCUGAAGAGGAGGUGCAAAGAGAAAGAGAAGCUGAUCCCUAGUCAGCCAGAAAGUCAGCGAGAACAGCUAAUGCUGCAGCUGCAGAAGGAGAAGGAGGCGAUGGAGGCAUCAGUUCGGGCCUUUGAGGAUUGGGAGUUUAAUUUUCUGGAGCGAGAGACUGGCAUUGUUGAAGAGGAUGAGAGCAAAUCCAAGGAGGGAGAGAGUGAAGGAGAACUUGAAAAGGAAAUCUCAUGCCAGAAGCUUUUGGUCAACGUUGCACAGGAGCAGGUCCACCGGUUAGAGAGACAGCUGCGGGACAUGGAAAAGGAGAAAGAGAGAGAGAUGAAUGCCUUGAGGAAAGAGAAGAGGGAGCUCAUACACACUCAAAUGGUUCGCAAAGACAAGACGCCGCUCACCGACUGGACUGACAUCACCAGCUCAGCUCCCUGCAUGAUGUCACUUUCUCCUCUGACGGUUCACAAGCCUCCUCAGGAUCCAAGCAAAGAAGGUGUCAGUCUGCCCAGGAGACGAAGCUCCCAUCGCAAUAACAGACUGAACGACAGGCCGGUGUCAGCACAGGUGCUGGUAAGGAUGCAUCCUGACAGCCAGACCCCAGAGGCUUUCACAUCCCCUGUCCUUUCCCAUAGACUGAGCAAUGGGCACGGCAGUGGGCACGGCAGUGGGCACGGCAGUGGGCACGGCAAUGGGCACGGCAAUGGGCACGGCAGUGGGCACGGCAGUGGGCACAGACCUGGGACCAGCAAUGGUGGUGGAGUCCUAACUCCAUGUAAUAGUACAACAAGCUCUCGUGCUGCCAGUCCAUGCCUUUUGGAUCUCAUUGAGAUUGAGAAGAAACUGAGGGAAGCCAAAGCAGAGAGAGAGAGGCUGCUCAGAGAGCGGGAAGAGCAGCGACGAUUGCUAUUGGAGGAGAGAAGACAAAGAGAGCUUAACUCUUCCAGAACAGAACCACCAGAACCAGAGACCCCACAAAGACCAGAGCCAGAACCUGAAGAGCAACAAAGGGUCAUCUCUUCCCCAACCUCCUCUGAGCAGCGUAGCCUGCCCCUCUUCCUCUCUCCAAACUUUGACCUGAGGGCCCAUGUGGAGUCUCUGGGUCAUGGAGUGACUGGCUGCACGGAACUGCGGCUGACGUCACGACGCUGUGCGGGCUUCCUGACCAAACGAGGGGGGAGGGUCAAAACCUGGAAGAAGAGAUGGUUCCUGUUUGACAUGGACCACAAACGACUAGCCUACUAUACAGACUGUGAUGAAAGGAAGCUAAAGGGAGUCAUUUAUUUCCAAGCAAUAGAGGAAGUUUACUACGACCAUCUACGAACAGGCACCUCUUCACCACGGCCCAGUCUGACGUUCUGUGUGAAGACAUAUGACCGUCUGUUCUUUCUGGUGGCUUCCAGUGCAGUGUCCAUGCGGAUCUGGAUGGAUGUUAUUGUCACAGCAACAGACGAGCAUAGUCGUUAUUAACUUUUUGAAGUUAAAAUCCUUGCUUCUGAGCAGGCAGCGCAGGGGGGGUUGUGUUUCCCUCUCUGCUGUCUAAGGGCCGAUCUUGUUGAAGAUCCACCUCAGGAGCUCAUUCGGUACCUGGACUCAUGAAUAUGUGAAUGAAGUGCAUGAGAUACAGAUGUGGUUAAACAGAGUCGUGGAAACUGUUACUGACAGAGUGAUUGAUGGGGACAGAGGUUCACCAGCUGCAAACCACAAGUAGCUUCACUGAGCAGCGUGCACAAUGGGUGUCUGUUACUGGGAGGUGUUAUGUUGAGCUUUACCUCCCCCUGCUGGUCACAAUCCAGCAUUACAAGACUGAUGUACACUACGCAAUAAUACACUAACAGGUGGUGAACUUAAUAACAGCUCCUGUGCAAUACUAUGCAUUCCACUGUAACAGUCCAAAAAUAAGUGUACUUAAAUUAGACUGUCAGAGGCACGUUGAGGUUAAACACUGUGACUGUUUUGUGCUGUAAUUUGUGUUGGAUUGCUUUAUAUUGUCAGAUGUUACCAUUAAAAUGUCCAAAUUU